This is a messenger RNA of Penicillium manginii, 210 nucleotides long. RefSeq lists its product as uncharacterized. The record is from RefSeq and is a predicted model, not a curated record. The transcript has 2 exons. NCBI's taxonomy places the organism in Eukaryota, Fungi, Ascomycota, Eurotiomycetes, Eurotiales, Aspergillaceae. Bases 1 to 210 code for a protein of 69 amino acids.
AUGAAAGGUGAGCCCGUUGAAUAUGGCGGGUACCCUAAGCGAAUUUGGUUGAUUGUGGGCACUGGAGCUGCCUCGAUGUAUUAUCUUUGGCAUCGUGGAAAUGCGAGUGCGCAAGCCGCAGCCGGAGAAGAAGCACAAACUCACGAGGGGUCGAACAAGGAGAAAAUCACCUCACUAGAAAACAGUGUGCCUAAAAAGGAUCGCGCAUAA